GAAUAGAGUACUGGUUUGAUGGCUUUGUUUCACACGGACAUAUUUUUAUAACGCAACAAAAGCCCACAAAAGCAUGCAUGGGAGAAGAAAUGUAAGAAAAGGUCCAAUGUCUUGAACAGGUAACAAAUGUGGAUGAGCUGGUUCCUGAAAGGGACCACCUGUCUCUUGCAGGUGGCAGCCCGCAGCACCUCAAGGCUGCCUCCCCAAAGAUGCCUCUCUUCCUCCCUUGUCAGAAUCCUAACCAAGCCACACACCCCAAGAUUUGCUAUUCCWUCAUACUAUCCUCAGGGACAACUAUGGGGGAUGUCAUUGUCAAUCAGUUGUACCAGGAGCUACAAAAAGGAUACCAAGUCUAUCCUAGACUUUCCUGUCGACCCUAUUACAGUGACCGAUAUCAAACAAUAUCUACGCUCUAAAGACAUCCCAUUCCACGAUGGCUACAGCUGCUUGCACGCCCCCAGCAUGUUCCUGGACUCGGCUGUGGGUGUCCCUGCGGAUACAGGGAGGGAGAGCUUUACAAUGUUCAUUGACAAAACCACAGGCCAAUUUCUGUGCAAGGAGACCCUGGUGGAGGGGAGCUGGGAGGACCUGCAGGACUGCCUGGAGGUGAUGCAGAAGGAGGGCCAGGCCURCCUCAGCCCUCACGUGCUGCUGGGCUACCCCGAGAGCCAGGAGGAGCGGGAGGAGAAUGAACAGGAGCUCAGGGAGGUGCAGAGGAUCUGGUCCAGUGCCGUGCCCUUCUCAGACCUCCCUGACGAGGAGGCGCAGCUAGUCAAAACCAUGUUCCAGAUCAGCAAGAUCUCCAACGCCACGCUCAAAAAGUUUGCGGUGAGGUUAUUCAAGCCCACCAAGAGCCUGGUGUUCCCCUGGUUUGGUGGAAGGGACUCCAGCCUGCGAGGCGUCAAGCUGCUAUCCGCCCAGAGCAUGGAGGGCGGGACGGUGGCUUAUACCGAGGCCACGGUGCCCAAGGCUGGCUCCUACCACAACCUGUUUGGACUGCCUCUGGUGGGACGCAUGGACUCUGAGGUGGUGCUGACAGGCCAGGAGGUGGACACCCUGGCAGUGAGCCAGGCCACAGGCCUGCCCAGCGUGGCUUUGCCCCGGGGUGUUAACACCCUGCCCCCAGCUCUCCUGCCCUACCUGGAGCAGUUCAAGCGGGUCACCCUGUGGCUGGGAGGGGACAUGCGCUCCUGGGAGGCCUCCAAGAUCUURUCCAGAAAGCUGGGUCUUAAGCGCUGCUCCCUAGUGCGCCCGGGGGAGUUCCAGCCCUGUCCUCUGGAGGCCCUGUUCCAGGGCAGGAACCUGGCCCGCAUCGUCAAAUCCUCCAUCCCCGCCGCCCACAAGUCCAUUGUGUCGUUCAYGCAGCUCAGGGAGGACGUCUACGGGGAGCUUGCCAACACGGAACAGGUGGCUGGGGUGAAAUGGARCAGGUUUCCAGAGCUCAACAGGAUCAUGAAGGGUCAUCGCAAAGGGGAACUGACAGUCUUCACAGGACCCACGGGCAGCGGCAAGACCACCUUCAUCAGUGAGUUUGCCCUGGACCUGUGCAUGCAGGGCGUCAACACGCUGUGGGGCAGCUUUGAGAUCAACAACGUGCGCCUGGCCAAGAUCAUGCUGACCCAGUUCGCCAUGCAGAGGCUGGAGGAGAACCUGGACCAGUACGACUCGUGGGCCGACAGGUUCGAGGACCUGCCCCUCUAUUUCAUGACCUUCCAUGGGCAGCAGAACGUCAAAGCUGUGCUGGACACCAUGCAACACGCUGUCUACCUUUACGACAUCAGUCACGUGAUCAUUGACAACCUGCAGUUCAUGAUGGGCCAGGAGCACCUCUCUGUAGACAAGUUUGCCGUCCAGGACCACAUUAUCGGAGCUUUCAGGAAGUUUGCCACCAACAGCAGCUGUCACGUCACUCUGAUCAUUCACCCCAGGAAAGAGGAGGACGACAGAGAACUACAGACAGCGUCCAUCUUUGGAACAGCCAAGGCCAGCCAGGAGGCGGACAACGUGCUCAUCCUGCAGGAGAAGAAGCUGGUGACAUGCCCCGGCCGGAGGUCCCUCCAGGUGGCCAAGAACCGCUUCGACGGAGACGUGGGCAUUUUCCCUCUGGAGUUCAACAAGGCCUCGCUCACUUUCUCCGCCCCAGUCAAGGGCAAGCACAAGCUGAGAAAGGUCAAAGGUGACAAGGGGGAGGGGUCAGAUAAUGAGGAGUCUUUAGGAGAAACUCUAAAGAAGGAGGAGACAACGGUUAAAAAGGAGAAACUAGUGAAGUUGGAGAGGCCACCCAAAGCUACCAAAACUCCCAGAGCUGUUAAGAGUCCUGCAGCAGGGAAGGGCACACCAGAGGGCGAGGGGAAGAAACAGCCAUAGAGAAAAGACUUCACUCAUUGAUCUAAGCAAAGAACAUUGUCUCAGUGUAUAAUGAUUUGAAAUGACAGAAAGGUAUUGGGACUUAAUUUAUGGUACAGUAUCAUAAAAUGAAGGAAAAGGUAUUGCUUAAUAUUGAUGAUUUGUCACCUGAUUGGAAAAUGUGCUUACUUAUGUCACAGAAAGAUGGGAUGAAAGCUGUUAUCUAAAGGAGAAAAGAGCUAUGUAAAAUAACAUUAGUAUGAUAUGGAUGUUGGCAAUGAAUGACCAUUGAAGAGUACAGUAUUGGCACUUGAAGUAACUAUCCAGUGUUUCCAGAUUUCUAUGAAAUGAUUAUUAAUACUUACAAUAUGAGGGAAAUAGUUUUCCAAACAAAAAUUGUAAUUAAGUAUGUUGAAAAGCAGCUUUUUUGUGUUGGAAUGGUGUAGGCGUACCCCAACAACAGAAUGGUGUGGGGGUAUAAUGGUCAUAAGAUAUUCAUUCAAGUAGACCACUGAUUGGCCAGCUCAUCCUCCUCUAAACCACUGAUUGGCCAGCUCAUCCGCCUCAGGGAGAUGACAUCAUAUUCUAUGAGGAAAUAGCAAGCAUUUUGAAACUGUAUGUUUGAGAUAUAAGUUUGAGAUGGUUUUAUUUGUUUUUUUCUUCAAUUUAUGCAUUGGCCACAAAUACAAAUAUAGGACAAGUCAACAACCUUAUUUGCAUAUGAGUUAACAGAAUAUUAACUUUUAAAAGUGAUAUUUUCACUGGGCAGCUACUUUAAAAUAAUAGUUGAAAGAUAGUUGACUUACCGAAAUGAAGUUCUGACAGUUUUUAUAUUUCUACUACUGUACUGUUAUGUCUGCUUUUCCCCAUUUCAAAGGUGGUGAAAUUCCGUUAAGCUAAAUUCCGUUAAUCCAAACCCUUGACUGUCCAUGUUAUUAAACGUAUUGUUAUAUAGUAACAGUAUACUGUCAUAACAGGAGCUAGGACUUCUGAGGUACAGUAUUCCACAAGGAUAAGCGCCAUCACUGUACGUGGAUUGUUGCAGAAUGUGAAUGUUACCCUCUACUGAACACAGAUAUAGUGCUGCUGCUUGUUUGCCUCAUUAAAACGUCAAGCGCUCAUGUCAAA
Molecule: messenger RNA, 3474 nt
Organism: Salvelinus sp. IW2-2015
Lineage: Eukaryota; Metazoa; Chordata; Actinopteri; Salmoniformes; Salmonidae
Gene: twnk
Product: twinkle mtDNA helicase
Exons: 5
Coding region: 127-2367 (746 amino acids)
Biological process (GO): mitochondrial DNA replication
Cellular component (GO): mitochondrion
Molecular function (GO): single-stranded DNA binding; ATP binding; 5'-3' DNA helicase activity
Source: RefSeq, a predicted model, not a curated record